Danio aesculapii is the source of this 2636-nucleotide messenger RNA. Its product is annotated as glypican-6-like. The record is from RefSeq and is a predicted model, not a curated record. Gene Ontology annotation, cellular component: synapse; cell surface; plasma membrane. The transcript is spliced from 7 exons. The coding region runs from base 1 to 906 and encodes 301 amino acids. Gene Ontology annotation, biological process: regulation of signal transduction; regulation of protein localization to membrane; cell migration. Lineage: Eukaryota; Metazoa; Chordata; Actinopteri; Cypriniformes; Danionidae.
AUGACUCUGGGUUUGUGGAGCUGCGAGGGACAUUACAGAGAAAAACACACGUCUCGAAGAUCAAAAUAUGAGCGCUGGGAAAACCUCAAGGAUGCCAUGCUGCUGGUGGCUGACAGACUGGAAGGGCCCUUUAACAUUGAGGCCGUCAUGGAGCCCAUCGAUGUCAAGAUCUCUGAAGCCAUCAUGACCAUGCAGGACAACAGCAUGCAGGUUUCAUCCAAGGUGUUUCAAGGAUGUGGUCAUCCCAAAGCAGCCGGUGUAGGCCGAUCUGCCCGCGGGAUCUCGGAUGUGUUCAACAGCCGCUUCAAACCUUUCAACAACCCAGAAGAACGACCCACUACGGCAGCGGGCACCAGCCUGGACAGACUGAGGAUUGUCUGGAGGACGAUGCAACACAGCGUGGUCGACAUUAAGGGGAAGCUGAAGGAGUCGAGGAGGUUCUGGUCGUCUCUGCCUGACAGCAUCUGUGCGGAGGACGAGAUGACUGACCCAGAUGAGGAGCAGUGCUGGAACAGUCACACCAGGGGAAGAUAUUUCCCAGAAGUGGUAAAAGACGGUCUUACAAACCAGCUGAAUAACCCAGAGGUGGAGGUGGACAUCACAAGACCAGACACUUUCAUCCGACAGCAGAUCAUGACCCUCAGAGUAAUGACCAACAAGCUGAGAAACGCAUACAACGGCAAAGACGUCUACUUUCAAGACUCCAGUGAUGAGGAGAGCGGUUCGGGCAGUGGCAGUGGCUUCACCACAGAACCUGAAGUGAUUCACACAGAACCGCCGAUGCUGGAAGCCGACAGAAGUGACCCACAGCCGCCGACAGCCGCUGGAUCAGUGCAGCAGAAACCCUCAGUGACUGUACUGAGCAUCCCUGCACUGCUGCUGCUGCUGCUGCUCUGCUGGAGAUAAUGGCAGAUCCUCAGUGGCUCACAGCCACAUGGACACACACAGACGCUGUUAGCCUUUCCGCAACCGGACUGAACCUUUUACACAAAAAAAAGAGAUCAAGAAAAGCCCAUAAAAAAAAGAGGAGAGCAAGAAAGUGUGAGCGCAAACAUUUGCAUCCUGCUUGUUCCAAAGAAUGCUUGGUGCAAUCGCUAAUUUUGGCCAAUCGCUCUCAUUUAUAAAUCUUUUUUUGGGAUGAACCGUGGCUUCCGUGUGAAUGGGACCACCUUCGGGCAAAAAAAAAAAAACAGUAGGGGAAAAAUAUGAAAAUAUAUUUUUGUUUUCCUUUUAUACUGAGACUACAGAACACGCUCUGGUGGUUUUGUUUGUGUUUUUUCUUACGUUUCGCCCCCUCCCGAAUUCAUCAUGCGAUACAGUAAAAAAAAAAAUAAGUAAAAAAAUAACAUUAUAAAUCUAUAUAAGUCAACACGUUUAUGUACCACUGUGAGAAUGCAUGGGGAGGUCAUGAGUACGUGUUUUUAACUGUGAUUUAUUUGUUUUCCUCACACACUUCUGAUGCUUUUAUUCUUUGGUCGAGGUGACUUUUAUUUUGCAUUUAUAAGGUGAGCGUUACGUCUAGUCCCGUUUUCCCCAAACGAUGAUUCAUUCGGAAGAAAUGAUCCAUAUCCUAAUAUAUAAAGGUUUUAGUUAUUAAAUGUUUUCUUACAGAGAAAGAUUUAUUUAUAUUUCUAAUAUAAUUAUAUAUUUUGGCUUUAGCAGUUAGCAACUUUUAUUCAGAAGCACAUAUGUAACAAAUAGCUCUUUUUUUUUUUUUGCCCUUUUCAGUGCAAACACUUAAUUUAUUUUACAUAUAUAUAUAUAUAAUCUGGAUGGACCUGACUUUCCUCUGCAGUUUACUUUUUACUUUUGUGCAUUUUUCAGAUUAGUUUAAGAUUAGAGACGUCAAACUCCAGUGUUAAACCCGUACUUAUGCUCACUUAUAUACCCGUUAUUGUAAUCAGUUGUGUAUGCACAUCCCUUAUUAUACAUGCUCUUUUUAUUUUGCUGUCUUUAUAUGUAAUUCACCAGAUCAGCCUUUUUAUGUGCAGAUAUUUACAGAAAUGUUGCAUUGUGAAUCGUUGGGCUGAGUUCAUGAAACUAGCAGAAUUCAUUCGCAUCACACUUUGAGUGAAACUAUACACAAAACAAUACAUAAAUGCUUAGUAAACUUUAGCUUUUAAUAGUUGUUUACUGAACAGAUUAUUGCUCUGCCAUUAAAUUAAUUCGACAAUUUCUUUUUUUUUUAAUGAACUACUCGAUUUAAAUGUAAUAACUUAAUUAAUAACCCUAUUAUAGUGCAUUACUGUAAAUUUAAAGACUUUAGUUGACAACAAAGUACAUAUUAUUACAUUUUUGCUAUUACCAGCCUGAUCUCACGAGGAUAAGUAUUUUACGUUUUGUCAGUUUAGUGGCUAAUUCGACUGAAUUCAUACUAGUUCAGUCGUAUGAAAAAGUACGAUUUAAAAAAAGGAGGCGUGGCAACAAACCCCGCCCCUAAACCCAAGCGUAAUUUGGGAGACUAUUUACUAACACUAAAUCAAAACAGUUACGAACAAACACUAAAUCAGAAAGUUACAAAUUGCCAUGAGGUUGUGUUAUUAUUGUGCUAUUUCAAAUUUAAAAAGUCACUUUUUUUCCAUCAUGUUUUUAUGUUUUUGGAAUAUUAGUUAAGACAAAAUUAACGAAACAAAGUG